GUAUGUUGUCUUUCAAAUGAGUUUUUGCCUACAGAUGAAAGAUAGCCUCCAGAAAUUCGGAAUUGUCAGUAACCGCGUGUAUUCAUGAAGUAGUACUAGUAUCAAUGACUUGGUAAUCAUCAAAAAGGCGGUAAGGACGAAUCAUGCAUGGUUCUUUUGCCCCGACACAAUGCUCGUCUCACUCGCCGCAUUCUAGAUUACUGGAAGACUACUAUGAUAUAUUGUUGGCUAGCAGACUAUCUAACUGGCUGCUCAUCAAUACUGAUCAAUUUUGUAGAGUCAAGUGGUGGAUCGGCCGAGAGCAUAACCGAUAUAUGUAUGUAACUUUGCACCGGCUGACCAAUACACUUCUUGAACAUGCGGAUCUGACUCGUGCCGGAAGCUGCUUGUUGUCUCCUUGGGGUCUGUUUCCUCACGCUGGCAUCAUCUCACAAGAAAUAAAUAUGCGAUGCCACACGGGGAAAUACGGAAGUUUUGUCUCGAUCCGAGCGUCCUCCGAAGGAUGCAACCGUCCACAGAGGCUCAGCUGUUGGGCAACCGGGAACAUAGGCAGCCAAUGGGAGGCCAUGGAAGAGCGACCGCGCAUGAGACGAAGGAAAAAAAGAAAAACAAGGAAACAAAAAAGGCCAUGACAUGUCCCUACUUCUUUCUACUGGUAUUACUCCGUACCUCUGUGUGAUUGGGAAGACAAGGUACGGUAAGGUUGUGUUCUGUAACGGAAGGGGUUUUUGUUUUGAGACCAAACAAGGAGCCUCAUAUUGUGCGUGGUUGAGGGAGUAUCAUGUCACUUGGAG
Trichoderma harzianum CBS 226.95 is the source of this 794-nucleotide messenger RNA. RefSeq lists its product as hypothetical. The transcript has a single exon. Bases 144 to 632 code for a protein of 162 amino acids. The record is from RefSeq and is a predicted model, not a curated record. NCBI's taxonomy places the organism in Eukaryota, Fungi, Ascomycota, Sordariomycetes, Hypocreales, Hypocreaceae.